AUGAAUAAGCUUAGGAGAGUUGUAAGGAAUUUGGACUUGAUGUUGAAACAUUUCAAGAAAAACUAGAAGGCAAACAAGAUGGAGAGAUUUAGAAGACACGUAAUAAAUGAGAUUUUAUAUACAGAGUUAAACUACAUUAAUGAUUUGGGUGUAUUGGAGGAUCAUACUUAGCUUAGGGAGAUCCUGACGAAUGAGUUGCCAAUGAGGAGUGACGAGAAAUACAUCUCUGCAAUAUUCAUGAACGUUUCGGAUAUAAGAAAGGAGAAUCAAAAGUUUUAUGAUUAGGUGAAGAGCAAAGCAGCAAAUAUAAAUCGAAAUUCGGUAAUAUUUGACAAUGUGGAUGUUAAAGGCUUUGAGACUUAUUAUCACUAUUGCAGGAACUACAAUGACUCCCUUAAAGCUUUAAAAUUAUUAUUGCAGAAGCAGCCCUAGUUGGAGCAUAGUUUGAAGAACAGAGAGAAUAUGAGAGGAUUGCAAUUGGUGGAUUUUCUGGUGAAGCCCGUGCAAAGAUUACCUAAAUAUGUUUUAUUUUGGAAAGAACUCAUUAAGGGUACUAGAAAGAAUCAUCCUGAUAUGGAAAACAUAUUGAACCUGCAAGAUGAAUUCGAACGACUCAAUGACGAAAAUAAUAAGUCGAUGGACAAAUUCAUCAACAGAGCUAGAGUGAAGGAGUUGAGUAAGGAAUAUAAUGAUGAGAGGAUUUAUACUGACAAUGAGGAUAGGCUGGUUAUGUUUCAAGAUACUGCCAAUGUGAUUACGGAGGGGAGGGAAUUGAAUGUGUUGUUUUACAUUUUUACAGACAUGAUAUUGAUAGGGUAUCAGGAUCAGGAGAGUAAAGCAAAUAGAGCUAUGAAAUUCAAAUUGGAUUCACAAACAAUAAUAAAAGAUCAGUUGGAUACUAAAUAUUUCACAAAUCUGUUCAGCAUAGUGAAUUAGGAGAAUGUGAUUUAAUUCACUGCUUAGAGUAAGGAAAUGAAGGAUAAGUCAAUCAAGUAAAUCUCAAAGAUUAUAAACUAUAUUAAAGAGAAAUCUUAGAUGUAAGAUAUUUAUCCAAUAACAGUUAAAGUAGUGGGAACAGAGGAGAGAUUCAGUUACAGCAUAAACAAAUACACAAUCUACAUUGUAGAAAUCGAGAUAUAGAGGAUUGUAUUAAAAAUAUAUAUUCGAUUCUCAAAAGCAUUGGAGUUAUUGAAUAUUUUCAAAUAGCGAUAUCCAAAUGGGAAAUUUGAAGAUAUCUCUUCAUAUCAUUGGCUUAAUAAUCACUCAACAAAAGUAAUUGAGUAAAGAAUGAUAGCAAUUGAGAAGAUGAUACAAUAAGUACUGAUUCUCAAUUAGAAAUAACCUGAAAAAUUAUAGUCACAUGAUCAAUCCAUUCUCUCCUUAUUAACUUUGCCAGAAAACUUCUACGAACUACCAAAAAUGAACAUUUAAGUUGAUAUCGAAGUCAAGAGGCAAUUCUAGAGCCAUAUGAAUGUUGUGUUGUAGCAGACUAUAUAAGGAGUCUCAGAUAUCUUAGAUGCUUACUUUUCUGCGAAAAAUAGCUAGAUUAGAGUGUCAACAAUAUAGGACACAAAUGUGGUUGUGGUUACUGACUUUUCUCAGGAAAUGUAAUAAAAGAAUGGAAAGGUAAUUGAUGUCUACUUAAUCGACAAUUAAUGUGAGAAGAUACAAAUUUAUGAAAUCACUAGGGCUGCUGAAAUAGUGAAAGUGUUGGCUAAGCAGAUGUACUUGAAGUACUAUCAGGAUUUCAAAUUGAUAUUGGAGGAUAAGUAUCUCAAUAGAAGAGUGAUUGACGACGAUGAGGUGAUACUGUAAUUGCAUAAGAUCAGUGUAAAUGGGAUCUUCAAUUCCUCAAUCAAUAAGAUAGAGUAGUUUUGGACUAACAGCAAUGAGGAGAGACUGUUUUUCAGGAAGGUGAUUUAUUUAGAUCCGAAAUACGAAUUUGUCGACAUCUAUCAAGAUUAGGUGAGAAUGCAGUAUAUCUUACUGUAAUUCUUCGAAGAGAUCAGAGAACUCAAAUUCCUGUUGAAUAGGGAGAAGCUGUUUCUCUAUAUUGCCUUUUACCUCAUUAUCAAGAGGUAGGAGGUGAAACACGAGAAUAUCUCAAAGUAUUUAAAAAGCGAGAUUUUCGAUUAGAUCGAGCCUCAUAGAUGGGAGGUAGAAGUGAAAAGAUACAUUACCCAAAUCAACAGUUAAUUGUUGCAAUUGGAGACUGAAAAGAAGUCUAUGGUGUAUUUGUGUUAGUAUCAAUUCCUGAAGAACAUUUACUAUGAGAAGGAGGCGACUAUGAACAUUUACAAGUUGGAGGUGCAUAGAGAAUUACAAGCAGCGUUCUCGAAGUUGAAAGUCCCUGACAUCAAGGGGAACAUCUACAUUGGGUUAUCUUAAGCAAAGAUCUCCUUGUUGACUCCGCUGGACAAAAAAGUAAUCUAAGAAAUCCAGUACCAAGAGAUCGACAACAUACAAUCUUUUCCGAAUAAGUUAGUUAUACGUACAAAAUCGAACAUACCUGAGAAGGGUUGGAAGUUCAUUACUUUCCAAAGUUACGAGAUCAAGAUGUUGAUCAAUUUUUACAAGGAGUUGAGUUUGAACGAUAGUUGA
Paramecium tetraurelia is the source of this 2601-nucleotide messenger RNA. RefSeq lists its product as uncharacterized. Gene Ontology annotation, cellular component: cytoskeleton. The record is from RefSeq and is a predicted model, not a curated record. Lineage: Eukaryota; Ciliophora; Oligohymenophorea; Peniculida; Parameciidae. Gene Ontology annotation, molecular function: phosphatidylinositol binding; guanyl-nucleotide exchange factor activity. The transcript is spliced from 2 exons.